This is a messenger RNA of Balaenoptera acutorostrata (minke whale), 456 nucleotides long. It is a transcript of the gene FAM216B, whose product is annotated as family with sequence similarity 216 member B. NCBI's taxonomy places the organism in Eukaryota, Metazoa, Chordata, Mammalia, Artiodactyla, Balaenopteridae. The record is from RefSeq and is a predicted model, not a curated record. Bases 1 to 456 code for a protein of 151 amino acids. The transcript is spliced from 4 exons.
AUGAGGUACAGGAUGAAGGUGGGAGGAAAACAGAAAAGACAACAAAAGCUACGGAAUGUUCCACAGAUUCCUUGCAUUCGAGUCCCUCACUCUGUCUCUGAUACUUCACUGCUGAAGGACCUAACCCAAGGGCAGCAGCGCUACUUUUACAGCAUCAUGAGGAUUUACAAUCCCAGGGCCCAGUUGGUGGCCCUGCAGACCUGCUAUGUUCACGGCCUUCAGCAACAGCAGCUGCUUGGCUAUAUUACUCAACAGGAGGCCUUGGCUUGUGCUGCCAUACUUAGAGAUUCAACCAAAAGAGCCUCAGCCAAGGCAGGUUGUCAUAGAACCGUCUCCCAGAGAGCCUCAGGCGGGACAAGAACACGGCCCUCAGCACUGCCUGUGUUUGUGGUUCCACUCAGGGCCCAAAGCAUAGGGCUCCGAUCCCUCAGGACCAAGGCUUUGCACAAGCUCUGA